Exophiala viscosa is the source of this 1586-nucleotide messenger RNA. Its product is annotated as catechol O-methyltransferase. The coding region runs from base 1 to 1365 and encodes 454 amino acids. The transcript has 4 exons. Gene Ontology annotation, molecular function: O-methyltransferase activity. The record is from RefSeq and is a predicted model, not a curated record. NCBI's taxonomy places the organism in Eukaryota, Fungi, Ascomycota, Eurotiomycetes, Chaetothyriales, Herpotrichiellaceae.
AUGGAUGCUUCUCCGGAGGAGAUAAUUGCACUGGCAGAUCAGUUGGGUGAACUCGCAAAGAGUGCGGCCACAGCACAAGAUCCCAAGACACGAAAACACCAGACAUCCGCACUUGUUUUGCAAGCAAAAGAGUUGAUCUGGAAAGUACAAGACCCAUACGAUGCUGUCAUGGACCACGUCGUCAACGGAUACACGAUCUCAGCCUGUCUCUCCGCCUCAAAGCUCGGAAUCUUCGAAGCAAUUCCUCCUACUGUCCGCCUCAUGCGACAAUUGACCUGUGUCAGCAUCUUCAACGAGGUCCGGCUUGGUGAAUGGGCACACAAUCGACUCUCGAUUAUGCACAGUGAGCAUGUUGGCGCGGCAAGUGGCAAGUGGCUGUACAGCGUCUCGCUUGACGAGAUGGCUCCGGCGAUGUACCGAUUGAACCACUAUCUGGACCGUUUCGGCAACCACUCACUCCUCGAAACUUACACUGAAACUCCGCACUCAUGGUAUUACGACGUGCUGGGCAAAAAUUUCUGGGAAGUGAUGAACUCAUCCCAUGACCGCAUCGAAAACUUCAUCCGUGGCCUUGGGACUUUUGACGCUCUGCAUCCGGUGGUCGCCAUGUUCCCAUUCGAGGAGGCAUUGCAGAAAGGUAACUCCCCGAAUCGUCCGCUCAUGGUCGACAUCGGUGGCGGAAGAGGCCUGGCGUUGCUGGAGAUGAGGAAAGGUUGCCCGAGUCUUCAAGGUGAACUGGUCCUGCAAGAUCGUCCAUGCAUCCUCGAUGACAUUUCAGCCGAAGACCUACCAGGAGUGAAUAAGAUGGCCCAUGAUUUUUUCCAAGAGCAACCUGUUCGGAACGCGCAGCUGUAUUACAUUCGUCGGGUCUUGCAUGACUGGCAGGACAAAGAUGCAGCGCGUAUCAUGAAGGCUAUCGUGCCGGCCAUGGCAAAGGAUAGCCGCAUCAUCAUCUCCGACAUGGCCAUACCAGAGCCAGUUACGGCAAGAGAUGCUGGAGCUGUCUGGCUGGAUCUCAUGAUGAUGAGUAUCGGCGGUAAGGAAAGAACUGUGCGCGACUGGGAACGACUGGCGGAAUUGAGUGGAUUGAAGCUCAUGCGAGUGUGGCAAGAGCAUGAGAGAUUUGGACCUCUUUGCGUCGUCGAAUACAUGCUCCCGGAUGCUCACCAACACCAACGUCUCAAUCUUGGUUUGGAUGGGGCUCAGGACAUUGACGAGGAUGAAAUGAUGACUCCAAAGCUCACUCCUGUUGAUGGAGAACAUCUUUCAGACCCUUGCCUAGAAGGGCUUGAUUCCAAAGAGGUUGACUGGGAAAGUUCUACCGUGGUUGGCGACCGUGAGCAGAGCCUCGAACCGCAAUCUUAGGCGCAUGUGUGGCUGAAAGAGUCGAUGAUGACACCGCGCCGGCCUUGAGGUGCUUUAUGUGAGCAUAGGCAUAGAGAUGUCGGAGUACAUAAUGUCGUGAGACGCGGUGGGAGUCAGCCACCAAUUCCGGGCUGAUUGAAGAACCUCUUGGACAGAAGUACUCUAUCUUCAUGUAUUUCGGAGGAGGCCAUCAGCCGAUACUAUCAUUGCCAGCAUUACUG